This is a messenger RNA of Botrytis sinoallii, 1176 nucleotides long. RefSeq lists its product as uncharacterized. The coding region runs from base 1 to 1176 and encodes 391 amino acids. The transcript has 7 exons. The record is from RefSeq and is a predicted model, not a curated record. NCBI's taxonomy places the organism in Eukaryota, Fungi, Ascomycota, Leotiomycetes, Helotiales, Sclerotiniaceae.
AUGAGUACUUCUACUAAGACCAUUACGCUUAAACCAGAUGGUUUCAUCGGCUCAGAUGGCAAAUAUAUCUUGGAUAAUGCCAUAGUUGUGGGUCUUCUCAAUUAUGUUUGGACUGGGGUGCUUCUUGCCACGAACAAAGACGAUUAUAUGGCUCGUACGGGUAUCACUUUAGACCACUACAGCACCCUCAGUAAAUACAUCGACCCCCUACUAGAUGUAUAUAAGCCGUGUCAAGCCCACUGCCAAGACUUCAAGGACAACGUUUACGGAAACAUUGUAGACCUGAGCCAUGCUGUGAAAGAUUAUGCUCACACGGCAGGCGGCACAGCAGGUGGGUCGUUCUAUGCCAACAUCAUCAAAUACGGAAACCUGUUAUAUGACGAGUUGCAAAAGCCUACGGCUCAACAAGACCAGGCAAAUGUUACCAAGUACCGAGAAACUGUAACCCAGCUCGUGGAUACGGAGAUCGACACCAUAACUAAGCUACAGGGUAAAGCUGCAAAGGCGAAACAGGAUUUGAUGACUUUUCAACAACAUUGCAGGGAGGACCAAACAGCUCUCAAUACUCAAAACACGUUGAUUACUACCGGGCUCACUGGGGACAAGGGGGAUCUGACGCAGACCCAGGAAAAGCUCAUAUCAGAUAAGGCUGAGCUAAGCGCUGAUCAAGAUGAAUAUAAAGAAGAUAUCAUCAUUGCCGCAACGGCGGUUACAUAUGUCUGGUGCUAUCCGAUUGGGACCAUUAUAGCUGGAGCUAUAAUGGGUGUAUAUGGAGCAAAAGCUGCGAAGAUGAAAACCACAAUCGACGCGGUCAAGGAACUUAUCGAGGACGAUAACGACAAAAUAGCAGCCGACAAAAAUUUGAUUGCAGAUUUAGGUCUUAUCAAGGACGAUUUAAAUUCCUUGAUCGCUAAGAUCGACGUCGCAGUCCAUGCCCUUGAUGGGUUCGUUUCCGUAUGGGGCAAUAUCGCUGGGGAUCUCCAGGCUGUGAAGGAGGGCACACAGGACAAUUCAGGGACCGGAAAUGACAUAACCCAGGGAAUCGAACAGCAGAGUAUCCUUGACUCAUGGAAUGAACUCCACGACAAGAUGGAUGUGUAUUGUAAUAUCGCGUAUAUUACUGCACCCGAGCAAGUAACCCUUGACUCAUACGCAAAGGCACUAGGCAGCGCUUGA